This is a messenger RNA of Tripterygium wilfordii, 1125 nucleotides long. RefSeq lists its product as uncharacterized. Gene Ontology annotation, cellular component: endoplasmic reticulum; Golgi apparatus; endoplasmic reticulum-Golgi intermediate compartment. The transcript has 4 exons. Gene Ontology annotation, molecular function: glucosamine 6-phosphate N-acetyltransferase activity; monosaccharide binding. Bases 33 to 782 code for a protein of 249 amino acids. The record is from RefSeq and is a predicted model, not a curated record. NCBI's taxonomy places the organism in Eukaryota, Viridiplantae, Streptophyta, Magnoliopsida, Celastrales, Celastraceae. Gene Ontology annotation, biological process: UDP-N-acetylglucosamine biosynthetic process.
UGGUAAUGUGAUUGGCUGCCGGCAAGAAAGAAAUGGCCACCGCUGCUUCUGCGGAAAUGAAAUGGCUUACAACGCCGACAAGAAGACGACGCCCAGACCAAAUCGAUAAGAAAUCAAGAAUACCCAUCUACAUAUCCACAAACCCAGUUCACGUAAAUCCUCAAGACCUGAGAGAGCUCUACAGUACCUGCAAUCAUUCCUGCCACCGCUUCCCUCGGCUAGACCAACUGGGGAGAGUAGAAGAAGAGCCAGUGGAUUUGAAGAGGCUGCAGAUUGCCCUCUCUCACAGCUCUAUCCUUGUCUCCGUCUUCUGCAACCCGCACCAUGUAACUACUACUGCCAUUAAUGGAAACCAGAGGAUGAAUCCGAUGGCCGAUUUUGUUCAAAAUCUGUUUCCCCUUGUCUCUCCAACGAAUGGCAGCCUCGUGGGCUUUGGGCGUGCUGUUUCUGACUUGGGAUUGACUGCUUCUAUCUACGAUGUCAUGGUUACACCUUCAUUACAACGGAUGGGAAUCGGCAGAAUGAUUGUUCAGAGAAUUAUAAGAAUGCUAACAAGUAGAGAAAUUUAUGACAUUGCAGCCAUCUGCUCGGAGAAUGAGAGAUUAUUUUUCAAAUCAUGUGGAUUUGGAGAUGACACAUUGAGCUCCACUACAAUGAUGUACACAAGGACCAUUUCAACUUGUCAUCAAAAUGAUUGGAAUGUUAAACAAGCAGGUCGAAAGCUUUUGUUAAUUCCUCCAUGUCCAGCAUCCAGGACAUCUGUAAAGACUAACAAAUCAUGAAGUUCAGGCAUGUUUGUUUUGUGCUAAAGCAUUUGCAGGUGAAGACUUGGAACAAUCUUUGCCGCGGCUUCCGACAUAAUUCUGGGAUAGAUGGAUGACUGUUAAGCUCUUACUUAGCAGAUAAAACAGACAGAUUUACUACCCGCCAGACUGAACGGAGAAUGAAAAAGAAAAGGAAUGGAGUUUUCGUUUUUCAGAUUUGCAUGUUUGCCAUGAAUUCUACGUUAGAAGCUAACCUUUGUAAAAAAAAAUUCAAAUCGUUAGUGUGUUUUUGUUCUCUUUUUCUGGUUAUAUGUUGAUUGAGGAGGACUAUUGAUUCUGGUUGUGACAAUGAACUCGUUCU